Molecule: messenger RNA, 2220 nt
Organism: Epinephelus lanceolatus (giant grouper)
Lineage: Eukaryota; Metazoa; Chordata; Actinopteri; Perciformes; Serranidae
Gene: ddx52
Product: DEAD (Asp-Glu-Ala-Asp) box polypeptide 52
Biological process (GO): maturation of SSU-rRNA
Cellular component (GO): cytosol
Molecular function (GO): RNA helicase activity; ATP binding; nucleic acid binding
Source: RefSeq, a predicted model, not a curated record
AUGAUCCGGUGGUUGAUUAGUGAUGCCUGGGUGCUGACAGACCACGCUGCUGCAGGAAUGGACGCCUUCGAGUUGUUUCGGAAACUCGGAGCCGGAGCUAAAUUUGACCUGAAGAGGUUUGGUCAAGACGCUGCUCGGUUUAAGGUUGCCAGGUCUCACGGUGGGGAAGCGUCCACAGAUGCUCUCUCUGCGAUCGAUUAUUUUGGCACAGGAGCAAAUAAUGGAUCCCAGAGCAGUUCACAGGAGGAAGAGGAGGAGGAUGAAGGAGAGGAUUAUGAGGUGGGACGUGACAGUGGAGAUUCAGGUGCAGAAGGCAAAAGGAAGCAGAGGGAUGAAGAGAGGGACGUGAAGAGAAAAAAGAAGAAGAUGAAAAGCAACCAGGUGGAAGCUGAUGGCGGAGCGCUGAAAGACACGGAGGGAAAUGGCAUCACCUGGACCUCCUCGCUGGACAGAAAGAUCCAAAACCUGUCAGGUGACGGGAAGGAGAAAUCCUCGCUGAAGAGGCUGAAGCAUCUUCACCAGGAAAAGGUGAAUCGUAUUCGCUCUCAACACCGUAUAAACGUACACGGCUGCGACGUGCCUGACCCUGUGUGCACGUUUGAAGAGCUACAGUCCGAAUAUUGUCUAAACCCGCAUGUCCUUCAGAACCUCAAAGAUGCAGGGCUGAACUCCCCUACACCCAUACAGAUGCAGGCGAUACCGCUCAUGAUGCAUAGUCGGGAGCUGCUGGCCUGUGCUCCCACGGGAUCAGGAAAGACUUUGGCUUUUUGUCUUCCGCUGCUCGCCCACCUACAGCAACCGGCCAACCUGGGCUUCAGAGCUGUGGUCAUCUCUCCGACCAGAGAACUGGCCAACCAGACCUACAGAGAGCUGCUCCGCCUGUCAGAGGGAGUGGGAUUUAGAGUUCACAUCAUAGACAAAGCCUCUCUGGCAGCCAAGAAAUAUGGACCACAGUCAAACAAAAAAUAUGAUAUACUCGUCAGUACUCCAAACAGACUCAUCUUCCUUCUCAAGCAGGAUCCUCCAGGUCUCGACCUCAGCAGCGUGGAGUGGCUGGUCGUCGACGAGUCCGAUAAGCUGUUCGAGGCCGGCAAGACGGGCUUCAGGGAGCAGCUCGCCACGAUUUUUCUGGCCUGCUCCGGUUCAAAAGUGCGCAGGGCUUUCUUCAGCGCCACCUGCACGCCAGAUGUAGAGCAGUGGUGCCGUCUGAACCUCGAUAACCUGGUGUCUGUCAACAUUGGACACAGAAACACGGCGGUUGAGACGGUGGAACAGGAGCUGCUGUUUGUUGGGACGGAGAACGGCAAACUGGUGGCCAUGAGGGACAUCAUCAAAAAAGGUUUCCUUCCUCCCAUGCUGGUGUUUGUGCAGUCUAUAGACCGAGCACGGGAGCUUUUCCAUGAGUUGGUAUAUGAAGGCAUCAAUGUGGAUGUGAUCCAUGCCGACCGCACACAGCAGCAGAGGGACAACGUGGUGAACAGUUUUCGCUCCGGUAAGAUUUGGGUGUUGAUCUGCACGGCUCUGCUCGCCAGAGGAAUCGACUUCAAAGGAGUCAACCUCGUGCUGAACUACGACUUCCCCGCCAGCGCUGUGGAGUACAUCCACCGGAUUGGUCGGACAGGUAGAGCUGGACAUCAGGGGAAGGCCAUCACCUUCUUCACAGAAAAUGAUAAGCCCCUGCUGCGCAGCAUCGCCAAUGUCAUAAAACAAGCUGGCUGCCCUGUACCCGACUACAUGAUUGGCUUCAAGAAGAUACACAGCAAAGUGAAGCGGAGACUUGAGAAGAAACCUCCCAAGAGAAGCACCAUUUGCACGACUCCUCGCUUCUUAAUGAAGAAGAAAGGCAACGCACCAAAUAAAGGACAGAAAGAAAAGAAGCAGAAAGGAGAAGGUGGAACUCAAACAGCAGUGCAGCGGCAGAAAAAGGAAAAGAAGCCCAAAGGACAGGGGCUGAAGAACAAAAAUAAAACACAGACAGAAGGGGGAGGAGAAAAGCACAAGAAGACAUCUCAGAAGAUGGGGUCAGAUUCUUCUGGAGCCAAAUUAAAAAAAAAAAAGGGGAAGAAAAAUACACAAGACAAACAAAGAUGAGUGGAACAAGCAGACUGAUUCAGAGAUGGAUGUGGAUGUUUUGUUUUUUUUUUUGUAUUUUAUUUGACUGAUCUACUGCCAAUUUUCACAUUUGUGCUUUGUAAUAUCAGAGUAUAAAAUAAACAGGUU